Messenger RNA from Moneuplotes crassus, 1643 nucleotides. The record is from the annotation of a GenBank genome assembly. NCBI's taxonomy places the organism in Eukaryota, Ciliophora, Spirotrichea, Euplotida, Euplotidae.
AUGCUAACAUGUUUCCUCCUAAGCUCUCUAAAAUACUUCUUGGUUAGCCUCUUAAUCCUACUUCUCUACUUCAGCUACACUACGAUAAUUCAGCCUUAUUUCAUGCGGAGGAGGUAUAAGCGGUACCCAAACGUAGCCCUGUCUCCGAACUUCAUUCCUGUUCUAGGCGAGAUCAAAAUCUGUAUGGACAAUAUGAGCCAAGGUAGAUUUAUAUUUGAGCAUUAUGAGAAGGCAGCAUUAGAAAAGGGGAAAGAUCUUAUGCUGAUAUUUUCAGGAGAUUUACCACAGUUCUUACUUUUCUCAGUUAAGGCUCAUGAUGAGUUUUUGAAGCUCUUUCCGAAGAAAUUAGACAGAAAUGAUUAUUUUCGAGAUACGAUUCUCAAGAUCAGCAGUGGGUCAAUGGAUCAGAUGAGGACUACAAGCCUGCAGAAGAAGAUUAAGAAGGAGUUAAUGUCUUCCCUAGGAUUGAAUACCUUAUCAAAGAAGAUUCCUGAGAUUAUCCAGAUCCUUCAGCAGCAUCUGGCUUCAUGGCCCACAAAAGAUUUUGAAGAUAUUUCAGAUUAUUUAAGUUCUCUUACUUUUGAUAUCAUUAAUCACUCAAUAUUCGGUAAAUGCUACACUAAGAUCCCUGAUUGUAGGUACAUCAAUGAAUCUGGUACAGUGGAGACUCUUAAAUUUGGGAAAUGUUUCCGUAAGGUCUUGUCAGAUACCCUGAAUCAUUAUUUCACUCCUGUCGCUAAGUUCUUUCCUGCUGUUAGCAAGUACAACUUGGUCAAGCCUUAUAGUACGGAUAAGAAGAAUGUAGAUGAGAUCGACCGUAUUUUACUCAAGUUUGUUAAAGAAAAUUUUAAUCAAGAGUCAAGUCGUGCCUGAGCCUUUGAGGAGAUCAAGAAAGGGCUAGAUUUUGAGAACCAAGAGUUGUUGCUAAAUGUUAAAAUGCUGUUUGUAGCUGGAAUGGAAACACUUGCUAACAUGCUUUCAUCAUCGCUUCUGUACCUAAAGAGGUACUCAGAGCAUGACAAAUCCAUCAAGCAAGAAAUUUUAGAGCAUAUUUGUUCUCUCCAAUCCAUUGAUCAGAGCAGUGAACACCCUGAGGAUACAGAUUUUGCAACAAAGUUCGCUCAAAGCAAAUUCAAUCUGACAAAGGAGAGUUUGUACCAAUUAGACCAUCUCUCAGUGUUCAUGAAGGAAGUCAUGAGACUUGAUUCACCUAUUCCAGAGAGUCUACCUUAUAAAGCUCUUGAUGAUAUCCAAAUCUGUGGUGUUCCAAUUCCGAAAGGCUCCUUUAUAGCACUCAAUAAUGUCGGAAGACAUCUGAACGCUGCUGAAUGGAGAGAACCGAUGGAGUUCAACCCAACAAGAUUUGACCCAGAAAGUGAGUAUUAUGAUUCGCCUCAGACAGGGAAACCAAGAGAUGCGAUAUCUUACUCACCUUUCUCUAUUGGUGAAAGAAAGUGCCCAGGUCAAGCGCUUGCCUUACUCGAAGGAAAAGUUGUGUUGUCUUACUUGCUAGCUCAUGUUGACUAUGAAAUUCCAGAAGAAAUGCUAUCAAACCCAAACAUCAGGUUUGGAGCAGGGUCUCAUUUUAAGCUCAAAAUGAGAUUGACCAAGUUCUAUUCUUCUCUUUAGUGAUCUUUCCAAUA